GGCCCCGGCGCGGCAGCCUCGAGCCCAGCCCGGAGCGCAGGGCGGCCGCGCAGCUUCCCGCUCCCCUCCCGGUGCGCCGGCCCAUGGCGGCCGCGGGGCGGCUGUGGCUGCUCUACCUGUCGGCGGGGCUCCUGCCGCGGCUCGGCGCCGCCUUCAACUUGGACACCCGCGAGGACAAUGUGAUCGUGAAAACCGGGGACUCCGGGAGCCUCUUCGGCUUCUCGCUGGCCAUGCACUGGCAGCUGCAGCCCGAGGACAAGCGGCUGUUGCUUGUGGGGGCCCCACGGGCAGUGGCCCUUCCGCUGCAGAAGGCCAACAGAACAGGAGGCUUGUACAGCUGCGACAUCACCUCUCGGGGGCCGUGCCCACGGAUUGAAUUUGAUAACGACGCUGACCCUUCAUCAGAAAGCAAGGAAGAUCAGUGGAUGGGGGUCACUGUCCAGAGCCAAGGUCCAGGGGGCAAAGUUGUGACAUGUGCUCAUCGAUAUGAAAAAAGGCAGCAUGUUAAUACAAAACAGGAAUCCCGAGACAUUUUUGGAAGGUGUUACGUCCUAAGUCAGAAUCUCAGGAUUGAAGAUGAUAUGGAUGGAGGAGACUGGAGUUUUUGUGAUGGCCGAUUAAGAGGUCAUGAAAAAUUUGGCUCUUGCCAGCAAGGUGUAGCAGCUACUUUUACGAAAGACUUUCAUUACAUUGCGUUUGGAGCCCCAGGCACUUACAACUGGAAAGGGAUCGUUCGUGUAGAGCAAAAGAAUAACACUUUUUUUGACAUGAACAUCUUUGAAGAUGGGCCUUAUGAAGUUGGUGGAGAGACUGACCAUGAUGAAAGUCUAGUUCCUGUUCCUGCUAACAGUUAUUUAGGCCUGCUGUUUUUGACCAGCAUUUCCUAUACAGAUACCGAUCAGUUUGUUUAUAAAACACAGCCUCCCAGGGAGCAGCCCGACACAUCCCCUGAUGUGAUGAUGAAUAGCUACCUAGGGUUUUCUUUGGACUCAGGGAAGGGUAUUGUUUCCAAAGAUGAGAUCACUUUUGUAUCUGGUGCUCCUAGAGCCAAUCACAGCGGAGCUGUGGUUUUGCUUAAAAGAGACCUGAAGUCUGCGCACCUUCUCCCUGAGCACAUAUUUGACGGGGAAGGGCUGGCUUCUUCAUUUGGCUAUGACGUGGCAGUGGUGGACCUUAACAAAGAUGGGUGGCAAGAUAUAGUUAUUGGAGCCCCACAGUAUUUUGAUAGAAGUGGAGAAGUUGGAGGUGCAGCGUAUGUCUACAUUAACCAGCAAGGCAGAUGGAAUAAUGUCAAGCCAAUUCGUCUUAAUGGAACCAAAGAUUCUAUGUUUGGCAUUGCAGUCAAAAAUAUCGGCGAUGUUAAUCAAGAUGGCUACCCAGAUAUUGCAGUUGGAGCACCCUACGAUGGUAAGGGGAAGGUUUUUAUCUACCACGGAUCUGCGAACGGAAUAAAUACCAAACCAACACAGAUUCUCGAGGGUAAAUCACCUUUUUUUGGAUAUUCAAUUGCCGGAAACAUGGACCUUGAUAGAAAUUCCUACCCUGAUGUUGCUGUUGGUUCCCUCUCAGAUUCAGUAACUAUUUUCAGAUCCCGGCCUGUGAUUAAUAUUCAGCAAACCAUCACAGUUACACCUAACAGAAUUGAUCUCCAUCAGAAAAUGCCCUGCGGGGCGCCUAGCGGGAUAUGCCUGAAGGUUAAGGCCUGUUUUGAAUAUACUGCCAAACCCACUGGUUACAACCCUUCAAUAACCAUUGUGGGCACACUGGAGGCUGAAAAGGAAAGAAGAAAAUCUGGGCUGUCAUCAAGAGUUCAGUUUCGAAACCAAGGUUCUGAGCCCAAGCAUACGCAAGAGCUCACUCUGAGCAGGCAGAAGCAGAAGACGUGCAUGGAGGAAACCUUCUGGCUCCAGGAAAAUAUCAGAGAUAAACUGCGUCCCAUCCCCAUAACAGCUUCAGUAGAGAUCCAAGAGCCAAGCACUCGGAGGCGAGUGAAUUCGCUUCCAGAAGUUCUUCCAAUUCUGAAUUCAAACAAACCCAAGUCUGUUCAUACAGAUGUGCACUUCUUAAAAGAGGGAUGUGGAGACGACAAUGUAUGUAACAGCAACCUUAAUCUAGAAUAUAAAUUUUGUACCCGAGAAGGAAGUCAAGACAAAUUUUCUUAUUUACCAAUUCAAAAAGGUGUACCAGAGCUAAUUCUAAAAGAUCAGAAGGACAUUGCUUUAGAAAUAACAGUGACAAACAGCCCUUCCAACCCAAAGAAUCCCACCAAAGAUGGUGACGACGCUCAUGAAGCUAAACUCAUCGCCACUUUUCCGGACACUUUGACUUAUUCUGCAUAUAGAGAACUGAGGGCUUUCCCUGAGAAACAGUUGAGUUGUGUUGCAAACCAGAACGGCUCACAAGCAGACUGCGAGCUUGGGAAUCCUUUUAAAAGAAAUUCCAGUGUUACUUUUUAUCUAAUUUUAAGUACAACUGAGAUCACCUUUGACACCACAGAUCUGGAUAUUAAUCUGAAGUUGGAAACAACAAGCAAUCAAGAUAAUUUGGCUUCAAUUACAGCUACAGCAAGAGUGGUUAUUGAACUGCUUUUAUCAGUCUCCGGAGUUGCUAAACCUUCCCAGGUGUAUUUUGGAGGUACAGUCAUUGGUGAGCAAGCUAUGAAAUCUGAAGAGGAAGUGGGAAGUUUAAUUGAGUAUGAGUUCAGGGUGAUUAACUUGGGCAAACCUCUUAAAAACCUCGGCACAGCAACCUUGAAUAUCCAGUGGCCAAAAGAAAUUAGCAAUGGCAAAUGGUUGCUUUAUUUGGUGAAAGUAGAAUCCAAAGGAUUGGAAAAGAUAGCUUGUCAGCCACAAAAUGAAAUAAACUUCCUGAAACUAAAGGAGGCUCACCACUCAAGAAAGAAACGAGAAAUUGCUGAAAGACAGACAGACGAUGGUAGAAAAUUUUCUUUAUUUGCUGAAAGAAAAUACCAGACCCUCAACUGCAGCGUGAAUGUGAACUGUGUGAACAUCGAGUGCCCGCUCCGAGGGCUGGAUAGCAAGGCCUCCGUGGUUCUGCGCUCGAGGCUCUGGAACAGCACGUUUCUGGAGGAGUACUCCAAGAUGAACUACCUGGACAUUCUCGUGAGGGCUUCCAUUGAUGUAACUGCUGCCACCGAGAAUAUUAAGCUGCCCAAUGCAGGCACUCAGGUUCGUGUGACUGUGUUUCCCUCAAAGACUGUAGCUCAAUAUUCAGGAGUACCUUGGUGGAUCAUCCUAGUGGCUAUUCUUGCUGGGAUUUUGAUGCUUGCUCUAUUAGUAUUUUUACUAUGGAAGUGUGGAUUCUUUAAACGCUCUAGGUACGACGAUAGUGUUCCCCGAUACCAUGCUGUAAGGAUCCGGAAAGAGGAGCGAGAGAUCCAAGAUGAAAAGUAUAAUGAUAACCUUGAAAAAAAACAGUGGAUCACGAGGUGGAAUGAAAAUGAAAGCUACUCCUAA
Messenger RNA from Kogia breviceps (pygmy sperm whale), 3476 nucleotides. NCBI's taxonomy places the organism in Eukaryota, Metazoa, Chordata, Mammalia, Artiodactyla, Physeteridae. The record is from RefSeq and is a predicted model, not a curated record.